Messenger RNA from Austrofundulus limnaeus, 1763 nucleotides. Its product is annotated as ras-related protein Rab-6B. Gene Ontology annotation, molecular function: GTP binding; GTPase activity. Bases 136 to 762 code for a protein of 208 amino acids. NCBI's taxonomy places the organism in Eukaryota, Metazoa, Chordata, Actinopteri, Cyprinodontiformes, Rivulidae. The transcript has 8 exons. The record is from RefSeq and is a predicted model, not a curated record.
CUCCCUGCCUGCGCACACAGAAGAAGAAGGGGGAAAAAACGGAGACACCGAACGACUAAAAAAUAAAAAAUAAAAACAGUAAUAUAACAUCAAACUCAUUAACACCGGUCCAGGUUCGGCUGUUUGUCUGCCACCAUGUCAGCUGGAGGAGAUUUGGGGAACCCCCUGAGGAAAUUUAAACUGGUGUUUUUGGGCGAGCAGAGCGUGGGGAAAACAUCUCUCAUCACUAGGUUCAUGUAUGACAGCUUCGACAACACGUAUCAGGCGACCAUUGGCAUCGACUUCCUAUCGAAGACCAUGUACCUGGAAGACCGAACAGUAAGACUGCAGCUGUGGGACACAGCUGGACAGGAGCGCUUCAGGAGCCUCAUUCCGAGCUACAUCCGGGACUCUACAGUGGCUGUGGUUGUCUACGACAUCACAAAUGUGAACUCGUUCCAGCAGACCUGCAAAUGGAUCGACGACGUCAGGACAGAGAGAGGAAGUGAUGUCAUCAUCAUGCUAGUAGGCAACAAGACAGAUUUGGAGGAGAAGAGGCAAAUCAUGAUCGAAGAAGGGGAGCAGAGAGCCAAAGAGCUGAACGUCAUGUUCAUCGAGACCAGUGCCAAGACGGGCUCCAAUGUCAAACAGCUAUUUCGCAGAGUUGCAGCAGCCCUACCUGGCAUGGAAAGCCUGGACGACGCGAAUCCCGAAGGCAUGAUCGACAUCAAGCUGGACAAACCAGCCGAGCCGASUGUCCCCGAGGGCGGCUGCUCGUGUUAAUGCAGAGCUGCGAUUGGUCGGCUCCCUUUCACACCAUAGGCUUGUUGUGUUUCUUAAUGCUGGUUAGCUCCCGGUUGACUUCUCUAAUUGGACAUAUAGGAUCAAUGCCUUUGUAUCUGAUUGGACAAAUCAAAUGUUACAUCUUUCAGUCUUGUUCAGUUGUAAGAUAUUGUAAACUUUGUCAAUAUGUAAGUGACUGGAGGAGUAAAAAAAAUACAUGAAGGGAAAAAUAUGUUGCCAUAAAAAUAAAAGCAACAAUAAAUGAUAAGAAAAACACAGAAAGGGAGAAGAAGAGAAGAAGAGGACAAACCAACAGAGUUCUUUUCACCGUUAUGUUUUGUAUUUUUUUAUAUCUGGAAAAAAAAAAGGGAAAGCACCUAAAACUAUGCCUAAUACACGGAUGGAGGUAAACGUUAAGGGGGUCAGCCAUUGUUGCAGGUGGCUGAACACGUCUGAAUGUCUGCAGCACGCAUGCACGCUGUUCUGAUCUUUGACCUUUUGGCCCCACCCUUUCAGGGUCCCCGCGCUCUGKGAGGAGGCCGAGUAUCUUAGAAUGUUUUAUAGCAUCUCUCUAUAGCAUCUCAUAACAAAACUCAUAUCAUUUGAUAUUCCCACCGGAGUCCAGUAGGUUCACUUAACAGUAGCAGUGAAAAACGUGACACGCUCAUCUCUCUAUGGGUUUAACUUUUAUAGAGCAAACUAUACUGUGGUUAUAAACGGAAAAGAAACGUCAGCUUACUCUCACAACUCCCGCAUCCCCGUCAAAUGACCUUCAGACUUCUCCUUCUCUCCUCCCUCUAGCUCUCCCUCCGCUCUCCCCAUCCCUCCAUCCCGCUGAUACACUUAUAUCCACCCACUGUAAUGGACUGCACUGUAUAUAAUAAUGUAAUAUGUAUGUUGUGAAUGUCCCUCUGUAGAAGUGGUCUUUGUUCACCAGUAUGAAUAAUGUAAUAAUGUUUAAUGAUUAAUAAAUUACAGAUUAAAGGGCUGCACUCUCCUAA